UUUCCAUCUAAAGCGUCCGGCCAAAGCAGUAGACCACUCCUGAAAGACCACUGUUUCGUUGAUCACAUGCUUGCACAACACAGCAUGGCAAAGGCACAAAGCAAGCUGCUUUGCUCAGUGCGUGGCAAAGAAAACUAACAAAGCGACAGAUCGACUUUAGUAUCGAUUCCCUUUUCACUGCGUCGCGCCUCCUUGCGUGACCGACUUUGAGCCCCGUCUUCCCAUCCAUCUUCACUCACAAGUCACUAGCCAUGGUCCUGCCCAUCGCCAACCUCUCGGCCGUCGUCACGGGCGCCAUGGACGCGGCCAAGGCCUUGGCCACCGAGAUGCUCCCAGCGGCCGUGACGAGGGACGCCGUCGUCGAGGCCGCGAGAGCUGCGGUGGCAUCGUUCCUGGGCCAUCUCUGGGCCUGGCUCGCCAGAGCCAGGGCAGUUGCCAUCGACAAUCUCCCGGGCGCCGCGGCGGCGGCCAGGACCGCGGCAGGACCAUGGAUCCAGACGGCGGACAAGUUCUUGCGCGGCCUCUACGGAUGGUUUGUCACCGCGGCCGUCGCGAAGCUCCCGGACGCAGCCGCCGAUAAGCUCAUGGGCGACGCCGCGGCGUGGUUCAUGCAGGGCCACGGCAUCGCAGUGUACACCACGCUGGCGCUGGUUUUCCUCGGCGGCGCCGUGUGCGCCCUCACUUGCCGGACCAUGAAGGGCCCAGGGCUCGGCGGCGCGCGUAUCCCCCGUGCCGUGUUCGAGGCGAGCCCCAGGCGCUACUACGCCGCCGUCCGGACCGCGGAAAAGGCGCGCCGCGGCGCCGCCUCCUCAGCUGGAUCCAAGCUGCUUCCGGCCGGGCUCAUUGUAGUAUGCAUGGCCUACCUGGCAGCGAAGGUGUUCUACUGACGUGCUUAAGGUGGCCAGAUCUUGGAACCACAAAUGCUUAUUUAUGGUGUAUGCUUGCAAAUUAUGUAUGCAAAUUUGCGAUUGAUAUGUAACUUUAAUUGUUGCAUCUGAAUUAAAUCUUUCAACGUCU
This is a messenger RNA of Phragmites australis (common reed), 1017 nucleotides long. RefSeq lists its product as uncharacterized. The transcript has a single exon. The record is from RefSeq and is a predicted model, not a curated record. The coding region runs from base 252 to 887 and encodes 211 amino acids. NCBI's taxonomy places the organism in Eukaryota, Viridiplantae, Streptophyta, Magnoliopsida, Poales, Poaceae.